GACGGAACUGAAUCUCCUGGACGCUCGUUGCAGACGUUCUGUUUUUGCAGGCGGACAUGAUAGAAUAGUGUAUGAUGUCGUUUAACAUUUAAUGUCUGUUUUUUUUUUUCCAGUAAUAUCUUGAAGGAUUUUUGAAAGAUGACCCCCCUACUGACAAAGGCGUUGUUUGUAAGAAACGAAAAGGUGUUACAGCAGGCUGUCUCUGUGUUUAGGCUAGCAGUUUCAAACCCUCGUCCAGUUAUAGGAUGUGUCUUACAGAGCAGCGAGAGGCAAUACCGGUCCAUGCCAACCCAUGGUAUUGGCAGGUAUAAGUACCUGCUGCCCAAAGAAGUGCCCAAAAAGAAGAAAGAAAAGCUCCAGGUGAAGGCAAUCAAAACUGGAACAGACAUGGAGUAUGGAGUGCUGAAUGUGCAAGUGUCCGGACAUGACAUGACCAUUGUUGAGCAUUACUCUCAGUAUGUUCAUAACCUCUGUAACCGGCUCAAGAUUAAAGUGGAUGAAAGCUAUGCAUUACCAACAAAAUGCACUGAAGUAAUGCUGCUGCAAGAACAGGGCACCAAGAUGUUUGCCGAUGCUGUUCUCAGCACACAUGGAAGAAUUGUGCAGCUGAGUGGUUUAAGUUCUACUCUGGCUCCGAUCUUUCUGGAGGUCCUUCUGAGAAAUCAACCAGAGGGAGUGCAGCUCUCUAUAAAGGAGCACACUGAGGCUGAUUUCUAUGCCCGGUUCAAGGCUCGUCCAGAACUCGAAGAGUUAAUAGCACAAAUAAACUGAGAAAACGGACGCUGGCAGGUCAGAGUUCAGCCAUAUAUGCUGACCUUUUGAAGGGGAAGGAGUCCAUACAAUCAAUAUACUUCUUUUCCAGGAUCCAUGGCAUGUCUGUCCACAUGCCAAUUAGUUGUACAUUUAAUAAAAUGGGGAAAACAUUA
Messenger RNA from Polyodon spathula (Mississippi paddlefish), 926 nucleotides. RefSeq names its product mitochondrial ribosomal protein L48 (gene mrpl48). The transcript is spliced from 8 exons. The coding region runs from base 139 to 771 and encodes 210 amino acids. Lineage: Eukaryota; Metazoa; Chordata; Actinopteri; Acipenseriformes; Polyodontidae. Gene Ontology annotation, cellular component: mitochondrial ribosome. The record is from RefSeq and is a predicted model, not a curated record.